AUGUCCACCUUCGCCAUUCCCAAAGGGAUCAUCGACUACAGUCUUGGGCCUCAUCUCGCCGGGGCGUCUGUCGCAGCUCUGUUUACCGGCGUGCUCCUCCACCAAUUCACCAAGUACCUGACCUAUUCCACGGAUGAGCCGCUGUACCGCCGCAUAUACGUUUACAUCGCCGUUUUCGUCACAGUAGGGACCUCCGGCCUCGAGUUUGCGACGUCUUGGGAGAGGAUCAUCCUUGGCGCGGAGUUCUUUGGCUAUCCCGACCUGCCCAUGACCGGGUCGGGCUCGAUGAUUACCGCCUUCCUCGCUAUCUACGUGCAAAGCUUCUAUCUCCACAGACUAUUCCUCCUGUCUAAGCGCAACUGGUAUCUUGUCACCUUCCUAGGCACUAUCCUCGUCACGGCCUUCGCUCUUAGUCUGGCGGCUGUCGGCCGACGCUUAGUUCCCAGGCCCACGGACAACGCAACAAGUCUGCUUCUAUACAAUGUCCAUCUCGCAUUCAUUCUCACCGGAGACAUCUUGUUGUCGUCGACGACGGUUGGGUACCUUGUGUACUACCGCAAGAAGGUUCUUCCCAGUAGUGCCGGGCUCUUCAUGAGCCUCAUUCUUAUCACGUUCCAAUCUGCUGCCCCUGCAACUUUGUGGAUCAUCGUCGAGUUCGCAUUCUCCAUCGCGUACCCCAACCCGCCUUCCGUUCCGUUUGCACGCGUGUCCGCAGCCAUCGGGAUGAACCUCGUGCUCGCGAAACUGUGGGCGAUCUCGCUCCUCGGCACGCUCAACUCGCGGCCGAAAGAGAAGCCGCACAACCCAACGACCGUGUCCAACGGGGACAACAUCAACAGCCAGGUGUACGUUAGCCGCGGUGGGAUGCGCAAUCUCCAAAGGGAAUCGAAAAUUCGGAUACAGACAGAGACGACGUCGCUGGUGGUUCGUGAUUCUGCAUCGGAUUCGACGCAGGCGCGGCCGCAAUACAAAUCGGGUAUGUCUGGAGGGUCGGGGCAGGCGAAAGGCUGGACGGAUGAUGGAGAGACAGCUUGA
Messenger RNA from Mycena indigotica, 1035 nucleotides. RefSeq lists its product as uncharacterized. The transcript has 8 exons. The record is from RefSeq and is a predicted model, not a curated record. The coding region runs from base 1 to 1035 and encodes 344 amino acids. NCBI's taxonomy places the organism in Eukaryota, Fungi, Basidiomycota, Agaricomycetes, Agaricales, Mycenaceae.